UUGCCAAAUUUCGCUACGCCGCGACGCAUUGCAUCGCUAUGUCAUGCAGAGUACUUUUCCGGGGUUCUCUGCAAACUCCAUGUGCAUCGCUCCCGCCGCCGCCAUCGCCGGCUUUCUCUCGUGCAUCGAGCAGUGCCUCGCCACCAGAAACCUCAAGCUCAGUGUCUGCCUCCACGCUGGCCUCAUCAAGUCCGCCUUCAACCGCCACACUCUCCUCGGCAACCGCCUCGUCGAGCUCUACUCCAAGUUCCGAUCCCUCCGCUGCGCAGAAUCCGCCUUCCACGACCUCCCCUUCAAGAACCACCAAUCCUACAACAUCAUGUUGGCUGCUUAUUGUCGUACCGGUCGCAUCGACCUUGCACACCAACUGUUCGAUCGAUUACCUGACCAACACCUCGUUAGUUAUAACACCAUGAUUCUGAGCCUAGCACGGCAAGGCUUUCAUAGACAGGCUCUUGAUCUCUUCCGCCGUAUGCUAAAGCACUUUGUCGUCAUGGAUGAGUUCACAGUUGUUAGCGUUUGCGCUGCCUGUACCGGGCUGGGUUUCUUGAAAUCUCUCCGGCAGUUGCAUGCAUCCGUCAUUGUUUCUGGACUUGAAUUCAAUCUUAUAAUGUCAAAUGUCAUGAUCGAUUCGUAUGGGAAGUGUGGAGAUGUCGACUCGUCUCAGCACGUGUUUGAUCAAAUGGAAAGGAGGGAUGUUGUUACUUGGACUUCAUUGGUUGCAGCUUACACUUCAGCACGUAGACUUCAAGAGGCUCGGGCAGUAUUUUUUAGCAUGCCAGAGCGUAAUACUGUUUCCUGGACAUCGUUGAUUUCUGGGUAUGAGCAGAACAAGGAGGAGGAGGCAGCACUGGAGCUCUUCGAGCAGAUGAUGGCGAAAGGGGUUGUUCCAAAUCCAUUCACAGUGGUGUCUGUUUUGAGUGCUUGUGCAAGUUUAGGAUUCACUGAGCGAGGAAGACAAGUGCAUGGGUUUAUUUUUCGAAGGUGCAUAGGUUUGGACACCUUCAAUGUCUUUGUUUCCAAUGCCCUGAUUGACAUGUAUGCUAAGUGUGGGAAUAUGGUCUCAGCUGCUUCAUUGUUCCACUGGAUGCCCAAACAUGAUAUUGUUUCAUGGAAUUCGAUUAUAACAGGCUAUGCACAGAAUGGACAUGGAAAGCAAUCGCUUGAUGUCUUUGAAAAGAUGGUGACAGAGGGUGUAAGACCAAAUCAUGUUACAUUCUUGGGGGUUCUUUCUGCUUGUAGCCAUGCAGGGUUUGUCUCAGAGGGAUGUCGGAUACUAUGUUUGAUGGAGAAAGAAUAUGGUGUCUGCCCUAGGGAUGAACAUUUUGCCGCCUUCAUUGAUGCGCUUGGGCGCAAAUGUCAAAUCAAAGAAGCCAUGGACUUCAUAGAGUGUCUAUCUUGUGAAUUUGUUCCAGCAAGUGUAGCGACAUGGGGAGCACUCCUUGGAGCAUGCCGAGUGCAUGGGAACUUGGAAAUUGCAAAGAGAGCUGCUGAGUCACUCUUUAUGUUAGAUCCUAAAAAUGGAGCUAGAUAUACUCUGUUAUCCAACGUCUAUGCUGCAGCUGGCUUGUGGGAUGAUGCUCGACGGAUCAAAGUGCUCAUGAAGGAAAAAGGAUUGAAGAAGGAUCCAGGUUACAGUUGGCUAGAGUUGAGGAAUGGAAAGCACAUGUUUGUAGCUCGUGAUACAUCACAUUAUGAGACAGAGGAUAUUUACAGGUUGCUUGCUACUCUGGUUGAUCAUAUCAAAGAUGAAAGAGUAAUAGUAGUAGAAUGAAGAAAUGCCAGAUUGCUGUUGGCAAUGUAAAGAAUACAUCAAUUCAUCAGUUCUUCUCAAUAAAAAUUAGUUUAUGCCAUGCUGUAGCUACUUGAAGCAAUUUCUACUGGUGCUAUGUUGUAAGUCUUGACCUUGAACACUAUCCCGUAUCAUCAGGUACGGGAUGUAUAAGCUCUCUAUUUCCAUGUUUAUGAUGAUAAUGCAAUAUCGAGUGCUUU
Zingiber officinale is the source of this 1992-nucleotide messenger RNA. RefSeq names its product pentatricopeptide repeat-containing protein At2g13600-like. Gene Ontology annotation, biological process: RNA modification. Bases 44 to 1774 code for a protein of 576 amino acids. Gene Ontology annotation, molecular function: protein binding; RNA binding. The record is from RefSeq and is a predicted model, not a curated record. The transcript has a single exon. NCBI's taxonomy places the organism in Eukaryota, Viridiplantae, Streptophyta, Magnoliopsida, Zingiberales, Zingiberaceae.